UGGAGGAAGAGAGAAAGUGAGAAGCAAAAGAGACAAGGGAGGAAACAACUGGAAGGUGGAUGGGGGACAGAGAGAUUGAGGGGGAGACAGAGACCUUGAGGAGGGAGAAGAGGGGGGAAGGAACCAGAGAGACUCUCAGGCAGAGACCCUGAACCUGAGAGAAAAAGGUCUGGGCUGAACAAAGAUUGGGAAGAGACUAGAAGAGGCCGACAGGGGAGAGAGAACUAGAAGGUGAGACUGGGGGAAGAGAUGACCUCGAAGAAAAGUUGAGCGCGAGAAGAAAAGAGAGAAAGAGUGAGAACAGCAAGAUAGUAGAGGAAAGAGGGUAAAAGGGCAAGGGAGAGACCAGGUGAGGAGAUCCAGCGCUUGAGAGCCAAGGAGGGGGACACUGCCGGGGUGCUCCUCACCCACACCGCCCUCUCCUGGUUCCUGGGACCCCAGAUUGGCCUUCUCGGACCGCUGAGCCCCUGACCCUGUCUCCGUCCGUCUGCAGCGCGACUGGCUGCAGAGACUUAGCUCCUCUCUGUGUCCCCAGGGCUGGAUGGAGGAGGGCCGACCGCGGAGCAGCCUCAGCCUGGCCAGCAGCGCCUCCACCGUCUCGUCGCUCAGCACCCUGAGCGCCAAGAAGCCUACCCGGGCAAUAAACAGGGUCCAUGCCUUUGGGAAGAGGAGCAAUGCGCUCAGAAGGGACCCCAACCUGCCGGUGCACAUCCGAGGCUGGCUUCAUAAGCAGGACAGCUCUGGGCUCCGGCUCUGGAAGCGCCGCUGGUUCGUCCUCUCUGGCCACUGCCUCUUCUAUUACAAGGACAGCCGCGAGGAGAGCGUGCUGGGCAGCGUCCUGCUCCCCAGCUACAGUGUCCGGCCUGAUGGGCCUGGAGCCCCCAGAGGGCGGCGUUUCACCUUCACCGCGGAGCACCCGGGCAUGAGGACCUACGUCCUGGCGGCUGACACCGUGGAGGACCUGCGCGGCUGGCUGCGUGCCUUGGGCCGAGCCUCUCGCGCGGAGGGAGAUGAUUGGUGCGUAGAGGUCCCGGCCAUGCCCCAGACUUCUUUUGUGAGCGGAAUCUUCCAAACUUCUCCCUGGUAUGAGCCGGGUCCACCGCUGGAUUCAACCUUCCACCAAAGCUUGGAAACAGAUAGCCUGCUGACCAGGCUGUGUGGACAGGAUCAGCUCCUGAGGAGGCUGCAGGGGGACAUAGACCAGAAGCAGGAAGAGAAGGAGCAGCUGGAGGCUGCCCUGGAGCUGACUCGGCAGCAGCUGGGCCAAGCCACCAGGGAAGCUGCGGCUCCUGGCAGGGCCUGGGGUCGCCAGCGCCUCCUGCAGGACCGCCUGGUCAGCGUGCGGGCUGCCCUGUGUCACCUGACUCAGGAGCGAGAGCGGGUUUGGGACACAUACCGAGGCCUGGAGCAGGAGCUUGGCACCUUACGAGAGACCCUGGAGUACCUGCUGCACCUCGGGUCGCCCCAGGACAGGGCUGCGGCUCAGCAGCAGCUGUGGAUGGUGGAGGACACGCUGGCGGGGCUGGGGGCCCCCCAGAAAGCACCCCCCCACACUGAGCCUGACCUCCCUUCCCCUGCACCCCGAGGAGAGGAGUCCUCUGAGAGGGAGAGCCUGCCUGAGACCCUGGAACUGGGCUCCCCUCGGUCCCCUGAGGUUGACUGGGGCCGGCCUCCUGGAGGUGACAGAGACCUUGGCAGCCCACGCUCAGGCCUGGCAUCGCCCAGGGUGUCCCGGGCUUCCAGCCCUGAGGGCCACCGCACCUCCUCCCCACCGCUGGGGACCAAGGUCCCGGCAGCCCGACCCCGGAUGAGCGCCCAGGAGCAGCUGGAGCGCAUGCGCAGGAACCAGGACAGCGGACGGCCCCUCCUGCGCCCCGCCUCCCCCCGACUUCUCACCCUGGGGAGGACGCUGUCUCCGGCCAGACGCCAGCCUGACACGGAGCAAAGGGCUGUGCUAGGAGCUGCAAAAUGGCUCAGAAGCUCAGGGUCCUGGAGCAGUCCCAGGAACACUAGCCAUUACUUGACCACAUCUGACGGCCACAGGGAGCAGGUCCUCAGCCUGUCCCAAGCCCUGGCCACUGAGGCGUCGCAGUGGCAUAGACUGAUGACAGCCUCUCCAGGUGGGAAUCUGGACUGUCGCGAAGGCCCCGGCCCUCCGGUCGCUCCGUCGGACCCCACGCCCGAAGUUACCUCGCCUCCGAGAUCCCCCGCAGCGACCAAUUCCGGUUCCUCCGGAUUCUCCCCCCGCGGAAGUGGGCGAGGCGGAGGCCCCGCCCCCUGGGCGCCCACGUGGGACUCGGGGGACGCCCCUCCCGGCCGGGACGAGGGGGCGUGGCCUCUGAGGGUCACUCUGCUGCAGUCCAGCUUCUGACCUGCGCCGGCCGGGGCCCCGAUCGGUGCGUGGGGGCGAGGCCUGGAGGUACCGCCCGGGUGUCUGUGGCCACGCCGGGCACUGGGGGUGUGGUCUGGGGUCCGCUUGUGGCCUGGGAGGUGCCUAGUUUGUAUCUGUUAAAUUUGGUUUUUCCUGCUGUCCAAUUUUGGAUUAAAACUUUGAA
This is a messenger RNA of Octodon degus (degu), 2555 nucleotides long. It is a transcript of the gene Plekha4, whose product is annotated as pleckstrin homology domain containing A4. Lineage: Eukaryota; Metazoa; Chordata; Mammalia; Rodentia; Octodontidae. The coding region runs from base 542 to 2371 and encodes 609 amino acids. The record is from RefSeq and is a predicted model, not a curated record. The transcript has 18 exons.